Messenger RNA from Brassica rapa (field mustard), 456 nucleotides. RefSeq lists its product as uncharacterized. NCBI's taxonomy places the organism in Eukaryota, Viridiplantae, Streptophyta, Magnoliopsida, Brassicales, Brassicaceae. The record is from RefSeq and is a predicted model, not a curated record.
AUGAUGCUUUUUUCAGUGAUCAGAGCAAGUGUCCCUAAGCUGCUUCUUGAUGAUGUCUUUGAGCAGAAGAAUGAAAUUGCCAAAGCUGUUGAAGAGGAGCUCGAGAAGGCAAUGUCUGCUUCCGGUUUUGAGAUUUUUCAGAAGAGAUGUUGCCUCCUUGCACGCAGAGAAGAAGGUUGGUUCUCAUUGCAGGAGCUGUUGCAGGAGCUGAACCAGAGGCUUGUUAAGCUGAGAGAGGUGGAAGAGGCAGCAGCGCAGGGAACGAGGAAGGGGAUUUCCUUUGGUGAUCUCAGGUCUGAUAUUCAACAAGCCAGAAAAUCACAAGCCUGUACGUUCACAAACUCUAUUACUUCCCCUGUGUGCAUUGUUUUAGACUUUAGAUGUUCAAUGUAUGCUAUACCGGUCCAUCUCUUACUUGUAAACUACUAUGUGACAACAAAGAAGCUUGUGGCUUGA